Periconia digitata is the source of this 1275-nucleotide messenger RNA. Lineage: Eukaryota; Fungi; Ascomycota; Dothideomycetes; Pleosporales; Periconiaceae. The record is from the annotation of a GenBank genome assembly.
CCUCACCUCACCUCGCAUCACCCUCACACGACUCACUUGAAUCCAUCCAUCCACCACUUCCCACCCAUUCCAAUCUUCUGCCUGCCUACCUUCUCCCUUCUUCCUUUCACACCAAUCCAUCCUACGGUCAAAAUGAGUGCAAUUGCCGACAGCAACGAUGGCCCUAUUGAGGUCAUCAAGGUCUUGUUCACCCUCUACCCGGGCUACAACACCCUCGACGUAGCUGGCCCUCUCGAGAUUCUGAGCCGCUCGCUUCACGAUGCAAAGGAUAAGUCCACCAAGGCUUUCGAGGUUCAGUUCGCUGGUCCCGGUGCUGCCAUGACCUCCGUCCAGGGUCUCACCAUCAAGGCUGACAUGGACUACGACGAUGCCAACGACGAGAUUGAGGACUUCGACGUCAUCAUCGUCCCUGGUGGUGACGGCGUCUUCGAGGUUCUCAAGAACAAGUCGGAGCCACUCAACCUCCUCACCAAGUACGUCGAGCUCCAGGAGAAGAACCCGGCCAAAGAGCGUACCAUCCUCGCCAUUGACGUGGGUUCCCUCUUGCUCGCCCAGCAGGGCAUGCUCGAAGGCCUUGCUGCUACCACUCACCCUGACUACUACACCCGCCUCGAGACCAUCUGUCAAGAAGCUUCCUCCCGCGAUCUCUCCAUGCGCACCGACGUCAUGGAGGAGCGCUAUGUGGUCAACAAUGCUCGCUUUGACCUGGGUGAAGACCCCAACAACAACCCCUACAUCGUCAAGAAGACCCGUGAUGGAAAAGAAGAGGGCGAGAACACCGCCGGUGCCCGCCGCAAGUCCCUUGCCCGCAAGGGCUCCAACGCCUGGAAGGAGUCUCGUCGCCGCGAGUCCAUCGCUCGGCGUGCAGCUCUGCCGCUCGGUGGUAUGCGUGUCAUCACCACGGGCGGCGUGACUGCCGGUCUCGACGCCAGCUUGUACCUGGUGGGCUCGCUGGUCUCCCACGAGUCGGCUCUGGAAGUCGCUCGCGUGAUGCAGUACACCUGGGUCAAGGGCGUGACCGUCGAUGCCAUUGACGUUUAAGCGAAUGCAUACAUGCUGCCUAUUGUCUUUCCACUCUGGAAAAAAGAUAGGGGCGAAUAAGGCGGCGUUCGAACGUGCACAACUUUGUGUCUUUUUCUUUGACAAGGUGGAGGAGGAUAUGAAAUCCCCUUGGAUUUGAUGAUGCAGCCUGAGAGCCAUCAUCGGGGAUAGGAAACGGAAUGUCGGGACCGAUCUGCUGGGAUCCUUCUUCGACUUGAAUGUGAGAUAACGAAU